ACCGGAGCCGAGCCCCGCCUCUCCCGCUGGCCCAUAAAGGUCCGGCGCGGCGAGGCCGACACCCAUACGGCUCCAGCCGGUCCGCUGCGAACGGCUGCCGCCUCUUCCUCCCUUGCUUCCUCCUUCUCUUCUCUCCCCGGGACGAGAGGGCGAUGGACGCCAGAUGCCUGCGGGUCCGCAGCCUGCUGCUCUUCCUCGGCUACCUAUUGCAAGCAGUCCUGGGCACAACAGUGAUCCCAUUAUGUGGGCCUGGUGAAAUAGAGAACUGCACGACAGCACUAAUCCAGACAGAGAACAGUCCACGUGUGGCUCAAGUUGGGAUAACUAGAUGCAAGCCUGAAAUGAAGGACUACUGCUUCCAUGGGCAGUGCGUGUACAUAGUGGACUUGGAUGAACACUACUGCAGGUGUGAUGUAGGCUUCUCUGGUGUCCGAUGUGUGCAUUCAGAAUUGGUUAGACAGCCCCUCAGUAAGGAGUAUGUGGCACUGACAGUUAUCGUCGUUCUGCUUUUCCUCAUCGCCAUCUCCAUUGCAAGCUACUACAUCUGCAGAAGGUACCAAAACAAGAAGAGACAAAUGAAUGCGGGUGAAUACAAGGAAGUUGGUGCCCUGUAGAAGAAAUGGUGGCUUCCUACAGUGUUCUGUUCAUCUGGAUGGACUCAUUGACUUCUCAUCUAUUUAAAUGUUAUUUUUAUUAACAAUAUUUACAAUAUUUAUAUCUUUGUAAAAAUUUCAGUUGCUUGGUGAUCCAAUCAGUAUAGGUCAAGCAUUUUAUUUUCAGUGUUUUAUUUUUUUACUAAAUAUUAUUUCCUCAUGAGAACCCCACCUUGGUGGUUCUGUGGGAUAGAGAUAUAUUUUUAUAAAAACUCAUCUUCUUACUCUGAAGAGUAAUUUUAUAUUUAUUCUUGUGAAUAUGCUCAAAACAAUUCUGCUCCUUGAAAUAAAAGUUGUAGACCAAGUCAAA
Messenger RNA from Pezoporus occidentalis (night parrot), 963 nucleotides. RefSeq names its product epiregulin (gene EREG). Lineage: Eukaryota; Metazoa; Chordata; Aves; Psittaciformes; Psittacidae. The record is from RefSeq and is a predicted model, not a curated record. Bases 153 to 614 code for a protein of 153 amino acids. Gene Ontology annotation, molecular function: growth factor activity; epidermal growth factor receptor binding. The transcript is spliced from 5 exons. Gene Ontology annotation, biological process: epidermal growth factor receptor signaling pathway; positive regulation of cell population proliferation; positive regulation of mitotic nuclear division.